Messenger RNA from Erigeron canadensis, 803 nucleotides. RefSeq lists its product as uncharacterized. The record is from RefSeq and is a predicted model, not a curated record. The transcript is spliced from 2 exons. Lineage: Eukaryota; Viridiplantae; Streptophyta; Magnoliopsida; Asterales; Asteraceae. The coding region runs from base 1 to 681 and encodes 226 amino acids.
AUGAGCACAAUAUGCAACAGCUUCAUUUUAAUCAACCUGGCCCUGCUACUAGCAAUUGGGAAUGUCAGUUCUACUACCGCCCCUCCUGUAUUAGAUAGCAAGAAGUUAUGCAGCCAGUGCUCCAAAUGUGAUCACGGUACCAAAACGUGUCCACCAAGUGAGGCCUACCCCCAUAUGACUGCUUUUGAUAAUACCCUUAUUGCCGGUGCAUCUCAGUCUGACUACGUUGACGCAAGUGACAGAGGUGUAUACUCGGUACCCAAUAUUGUUGGUGGUAAGUCUAAAGAGUACAAUGCCUAUUUCGGUUGGGAAUCAACCUCUGGCUCUGCUUCUGGCUAUCAUAGGUUUAGCAACUACAUGGAUAAGUGUUCAGGAGGACAAAACUACCUGACAGUCGAUAAGCAUGGCAAAGUUAGCCUUCGGUCGUUGAGUUCUUUGGAAAAUUUGGCGUUUGCAGAUUGGAAAUCAAUUAACCCACCAAAACAUCUGAACCACAGACAAUUCAGAUUCUGGGUCAAUGGCGCCACGGGGAAAUGCCUCACAGUGUUUGGUGGGAAUACGCAGAAACGGACUGUAGGAGUGGCUGACUGCAAGUUUGAUGGAGCAAACACGGGACAACUUUUUGCUUUUCGCUUUCACUAUCACUAUGCAUUUUGCUGUUGUGGUCUCCACAACACUUAAAGUUUCUUCAUCAGCAAAAAAAAAUGUUUUUAUCAUAUCUUAUGACUUUAAGUGUGUUUGGCUUUUACCUCACCAUGUUGAUCAUGUUGAUACAUUCUUCAAUAGAAACAAUUGUACCUCUG